AUGGCGUUGGCAAGAAGACAUUAUGACGAUGACUGGUUUGACCGGGACCCCUUCUGGAGAGAUACCUGGAGAGACCGACUGGAAAGAGAAUGGGAAGAUUGGCCCAGAGACUGGCCACGACCUCGUGAACUCGUCAGCCGUGUAAGUACUCUCUUCCUACUAGAAUCGACCCUUGAGACCAAAUACAAACAGAACAGGGAACGGGUGGGAAAAUAAUCCAAGUUUGACAUUCAUAACCUCAGGUAAAAGGAUUGGGAAUCGACCCUGGAAUUUAAUUGAGGAUCGUUAUUCCCCCAAUAAACAUCGAUAGAAAUUGUCUAGACUUAUAUUGGAGAGUCAUCGAGCUCUUCUUGCUAAGCGAGUGACUCUCGGGAUGGAUCGACUUCUGAAUGCUGUAGCCGAAGUGAGUUAUGUAAUCCCGGAAAUCGGCUCAAAAGAGCUUCGAUCCGGCUCUCCAUUUGGAGGAGGACGGAUCGGGAAGGGGAAGUUGAGUGGAAUAGACCCUGGUCCCCCAAACGACCUGAGGCGCCAUGAAACGGGUCAGAUUCACACAGCCAUCGUUUCAGUUUCGCCGGGAUUCCGACAAAUGGUGGAGAGAUUGGCCUUCGGAUUGGCCUCGGAUGGAUCAAAUCAUGCCUAAGGUGAGUGCAGUGGGUGGUUUGGUUAGAUGAAAUUGUUAGUAUAAAUAUUUAAAACAUUUUUUGCUCCGCAACAUGACGGAAUUAUAAUAUUACUCAACGAAUUGGAUUUGUGUUUUUUUGAGACUGUUUUGAAACCAAUACAAAUACAAGCAAAGUUGGAGCCAAACGAUUUGAGAUUUCGAAAGGGUCUAUUGUCAAACAAGCGCUCCUUUCAUCUAACCCGUACCAUUUAUAAUUGGCCCCGUGAACCCCGUUUUGAUAAAAUUAAACCAUUUCUGACGGGGUGUAAGGCGUUCCCAAUAUGUUGACGAUGAUUCACAAUAGGACUGUCCUCUCCCCAAACACAAUUGCCAUUUCUCCCAUUUCCGAGGCCUCAAUUGAUUCAAGUCUUCGGGUGUUUGCACAGUCUUCCCUUCCACCUUCGAACAGCGGGGGCCUUAUUUUUUUGAUUGAGCGCAUCUAACUCCAUAACCAUGCCGAGUGUUCAUUUCCGAGACCAGGAUGUAUACGAGAAGAAGGUCUACCAGAAGAUUACCUCCUCUAGCCCGGUCUUAGAUUUCCCGGCUGAACCAAAUUAUAGACCAUUUGAUAACCGAAUAGCGGAUAAGUAUUACCAGUCGAACGAGAAGGCGGCCUUUGACAAUAGACUUCGAAAUGGACUCGAUUAUGAGGACAAUAGACUUGACCGAUUAGAUGAGGAUCGGUUUAAUGAUCUGAAAUUACAGUUUUCAUCACAUUUGGAUCGUUUUGACAGCAAUUGGAGAGAUGAUCCCUUCUGGAGAGAUCUAUAUCCACGCUGGGCCGAGCCUAUCUUCAAGGAUGGCCUAGAUGUCCGGACCAAAAUUCACAAUGACCGCAACCGCUUUUCUGUUGAGAUUGAUGCCUAUCAAUUCAGACCUGAAGAGCUGCAAGUAAAGACAUUGGAUGAUACUCUUCUGAUCGAAGGAAGGCAUGAAGAUGUGAAGGAUUCUGAUAAUUACACCAAGAUGUAUUUCGUUCGCAAAUACCAACUUCCCCCAGAUGUUCAUCCCCAAGAUAUCACCAGUUCCAUCGACAGUUCGGGACGAUUGAAUGUUGAAGCCAAGAAGCCUUAUGCUGCAAUUGAAGGAAGGGAAAGGACUAUCCCAAUUGAGGGGGGAUCCGCCAGAGUCGGAUCCAGAGCUAGCUCUUAUGUCAGAGAUCGCAAUGAUUCUGGACGGGCUUCGUAUGAUCGUGGCGACGGUAGGUUUACGUCAGUUUGACUGUUGUCUUAUUGGAUUUUUAUGAUUUUUUAUUUAAUUACGCAAUUUGUCAUCCUUUUUUGUUUCAGUCUGCAUUUGUUGCUUUCCCUUCCUAGAUCGUAGUUAGACCUUGUUUACCCGAUUUUAGGAAUUAGACAGAGAGGAAAAUGUUGCGCCUUUAUCAGAAAUCUUUUCAAGCCGAGAGCAAGAAAUAUUCGAAUUCAGCCAGCUAGGAACGCCAACUUUUAUUCGACUCCGGAUCUAAGAUAUGCCGAGAAAUAUGAUUUGAUGGAAAACUCCCGCCGAGAUUGUUUAGUUGAUGACAGAUGCCGAGACUGUUAUUAUUGUUGCGACAGAAUAUGCGGACGAAGAUGCAGUCGACUGUCCGCUCACGAUGAAUAUGACUGCUACGGUAUCGGCACCAUCAAAAGGCCCACUUAACUCCUGCUUUUUUGAAGUGAUCUUUAGUUAACGAUCUUCUUCUUCUUCUUCACCACGAAAUAUUAUUUGUGAUCCCGGAUUAACCGUUCUUCUUUCAGGCUACCGCUCCCAAUCCAGAAACGGAGACUAUCACGGGUCGGCGUACAAUCAGAGCGAUGCCCAUCGUAAUGGAUUCAACAACGAAUUCACCCACCAUUCCAGAGACGGAUCUGGCAGUCAUCAUGAGAGUCGGCGAUCAGCGUUCCGAGAAGAGUUCCGAGGAUCCACUCCCCCUCCACUUGUCACUCACAGUGUCCCCAUCACUGAAUCAUAUUCCCGCUCUGCUUCUCGGUCUUCGAAACGAGAGUACAGUUCUUCUGGAGCUGAUUACCGAGCCCCUUCUCCUUUGGAGCCCCUAAGAUCUUCAUUCAGACGUCCUGGAGAUGAGCAUUUCCUUCGGCCUUCAGCUGAACUUGGGGAUCGAUCUAGAUCCGGAUCUUCCAGAUCAGUCAGGAUUUCUAGAAGAGAAGAAGUCCACUGA
Bursaphelenchus xylophilus (pine wood nematode) is the source of this 2822-nucleotide messenger RNA. NCBI's taxonomy places the organism in Eukaryota, Metazoa, Nematoda, Chromadorea, Rhabditida, Aphelenchoididae. The record is from the annotation of a GenBank genome assembly.